Orussus abietinus is the source of this 3132-nucleotide messenger RNA. Its product is annotated as probable peroxisomal acyl-coenzyme A oxidase 1. The coding region runs from base 1 to 2001 and encodes 666 amino acids. Gene Ontology annotation, cellular component: peroxisome. Lineage: Eukaryota; Metazoa; Arthropoda; Insecta; Hymenoptera; Orussidae. Gene Ontology annotation, biological process: fatty acid beta-oxidation using acyl-CoA oxidase; lipid homeostasis. Gene Ontology annotation, molecular function: FAD binding; fatty acid binding; acyl-CoA oxidase activity. The transcript is spliced from 10 exons. The record is from RefSeq and is a predicted model, not a curated record.
AUGACGACGGUCAACGGAGAUUUGUUAUGCGAACGGAAGAAAUGUACGUUCAACCCUCUUGAACUCACACACUUUCUGGACGGAGGUCCGGAAAGAACGGCGUUACGUCGAGAGAGAGAGGAAUAUUUUAUAAGCGAUCCAGAGUUUCGGGACGACAUCCCUACAAAAUACAGGAGUCAUAAGGACGUCUAUGAACACGCUCUACGAAAAGGAUGCCACGUUCUUCGGAAAUUGCAGGAACUGGAGAGCGAGGGAAAAGCGGAUAUCGACGUAUUCUCACAAAUAUUAGGAGGCAUGAUGGGAACCGCGAUCAUGACGGAAGGGAAUCCUUUAACUUUACAUUUUGUCAUGUUUAUCCCAGCUAUAAUGGGGCAAGGCACGUAUGAACAGCAAGGAUACUGGAUGGGUAGAGCAUGGACGUGUGAUAUUAUUGGUACAUAUGCUCAGACUGAAUUAGGUCACGGGACAUUUGUUAGAGGACUGGAAACGACUGCAACCUACGAUUCUACCACGAAGGAAUUUAUCUUGGACAGCCCGACGUUAACGUCUUACAAGUGGUGGCCUGGAGGGUUGGGUCAUACUGCCAAUUACGCCGUUGUCGUUGCACAGCUGUACAUCAAUGGCCUGUGCAAAGGGGUGCAUCCUUUUAUCGUACAACUUCGAAAUGAAGAGACACACGAGCCGAUGCCAGGGAUCAAAAUCGGUGAAAUUGGUAUAAAGUUGGGGAUGAACGGGACCAACAAUGGGUUUCUCGGAUUCGAAAACGUAAGGAUACCUCGGGAGAACAUGCUGAUGAAGAACUCACAGGUUUUGGAAGAUGGCACCUACGUUAAAGCUUCUAACGAUAAGUUAACCUACGGCACGAUGAUGUUCGUUCGCGUUGUCCUAAUUCGGGAUAUAUCGAGAUACUUAUCAAAGGCUGUGACCAUUGCUGUCAGAUACAGCGCCGUCAGACGACAAGGUCAAAUUAGAUCCGACGAGCCAGAAACGCAGAUUAUUGACUACGUGACACAGCAGUACAAAUUGUUUCCCAACUUGGCGGCGUGCUAUGCCUUCGUUAUGUCUGCUGAUUGGAUUUGGGAGAUGUACAACAACGUUACCGCCGAACUCGAUAAAGGAGAAUUGGAGAGACUUCCCGAGUUACACGCCUUGGCUUGUUGUUUGAAAUCGGUGGCUACCUCGGAUGCAGCAACAGGCAUAGAGCAAGUUCGCCUUGCUUGUGGUGGGCACGGUUACAUGGACUCUAGCAAUUUACCAGCAACUUACGGCUUCGUCACCGCGGCUUGUACCUACGAGGGAGAAAAUACUGUGUUACUGUUGCAAACCGCUCGGUACUUGGUGAAAGCUUGGAAACAAGCUGCCAGCGGACGACCUUUGCCCCCGACGGUGGAGUACUUAACGCGUCACUUUAAAAAGAUAAAAUACAGACCUUGGAAGAAUACUUUGACCUGCAUUGUCUCCGCUCAUGAAGCUGUCGCUGCCGGGAAAAUUCAAUCCGCUACAGAGAACAUGGACAGAAGGAUCCGUGCAGGUGUACCUGCAGAAGACGCUUGGAAUCAGACUAGCAUAGAGUUGGCUCAAGCCGCGGAGUCUCACUGUCGGUCUUUUUUGGUCAUGAGAUUCGUCGAGUCCGUUAGGAAUUUAAUGUCAGUUUCUCAUGAAUUGCAUACAGUACUUAUGCAAUUGUGCGAACUAUACGCCGUGCACUGGGUGUUGCAGAGGGUCGGAGACUUUCUAAUGUUUUCCACUUUGGAUGUUAAAGACGUACCGGCCCUCCGAAAACGCCUCGAAGAGUUACUUGCAGCCAUUCGACCGAAUGCCGUCGGUCUUGUCGACGGUUUCGACAUACGCGAUGAGAUUUUAAAUUCCACUUUGGGAGCUUACGACGGUAAUGUUUACCAGCGACUUUUCGAAGCGGCCAUGAAAAGUCCUUUGAAUCAAGAAAGCGUCAAUAAAUCGUUUCACGAUUACUUGAAGCCAUUUAUCAAAAGCAAUUUAUAGUUACGACAAGACCGGUGUUUACAAAUAUUACUCGUUGCUGAUCAAGUAUUAUGUACGGGUCUUGUAAGGAAAAUGUUACGUGCCUGGCGCAUCAACGUGUAAUGAAUAUCGUCUGGUAUGGGAAUCACAAUAUUUUCUAUGUAUUCAAAGUGAUAUAAAAAACAGCCGUACUAAGUACGCGAAGGAAUUAAAGGGUCAAGUAUCGCGAUGAAAUAUUAUGUAAGCUAGCGAUAGAUUAUCAUGGACUUGUUAUGCCAAUUAAUCUUCCGAGUUUAACCAAUAAGAUGUGCAAAUCUGUUUGCCUAACUAUGGCGAGCAGAAGAGAUGAUAUUAGUAGCUUUAUCGGGAGUUUAUUUCAGCUCAAAGUGUUUCCAUUAAGUCUGGCCAGAAAACGGCAAAGACCGAAUAAUUUAAUUAAAAUAAUGCUGUAUGGUGAUCGCAUGGGUGAUAAAUGGUUAUUACAAAUAGUAUAUUUUAUACGAAUUUUAGUAAGAAAUAAGAGAGGUUAAUGGAUGGAAACACGAUGGUCCAAGUAGUUCCGUUUAGAUGAUUUUACACUUUUAAUAGCGCUGAUAUUCCCUGACGUUUACGGCGAGAAAAUCGAAGUAUCUUUUAGCAAUAAUACUCAAAGGAGACGAAAAAAUCGUAGGACCGCCAGUAGCUUUUGUAAAAAAUUUUCGAGAUCAUAUGUACGAAGGACGACUCCUCAAGUACCUUACAUAGUACAGUGUUUAUUUACAGAAUAGGAGCGACGACAUACAAUAUUAUUUGUUAUCAUACUAGUAUAGUGCAAUUAUUAUUAAUUCCUGUUAAUUAAUAAUAAUGUGUUAUUAUCGUACGCGCCUGCGAGAGCGAUAACGCGAGAAUCCUAUAUUCUUCCUUCGUAUUUUUCUCUCUCUCUUUUUUUUCUUCUUUUUGUCCACAAAAGUUCUCAACUUCGGAAAGUCGUCUUAUCAGGCGAACACCGAAGCAUCCUAUAAAUAACGCGAUUCCUUGUACCGGCAUGUAGUUAACGGAACGUGAGUGUUCUAGCCUUCGAAGCAAGGUCCGCUAACCAAUGAAGAUAAGGUAUACCUUUAGGCGGUGAUAACGUUCAACACGUUUUGUAAUAAAAUGUCUGAGAUCCUAACA